CUAAAACAUAAUACAGUGCAAACAAACCAAACCAAACCACCCACAGAUAACAGUACAUACAAGCAAGCGUCGUCAGGCAGGCCGGGUCAAUAUCAAUAGGGCAGGUAGGGUACAGGGGGAGCAAGCGGAGAAUGGUCGGGGUCACAGGCCAGGUUCAGCAGGUAGCAAGCAGCGUGGUACAGAGGGUAACAGGCAGAGGGAUGGUCAGGAGCGAGCCGGGAUCAGAGCAGGAGAAUUUCAGCAGCGGUUCAGAUCAGGCAGGGGUGCAGCAAAGGAAACAGAAACAGGAUGCAGGACUAGAUACAGGGCCAAGGACAAAACACAAACACCAAGGCAGAGUCCUGCAAGUCUGGACA
Molecule: messenger RNA, 356 nt
Organism: Staurois parvus
Lineage: Eukaryota; Metazoa; Chordata; Amphibia; Anura; Ranidae
Source: the annotation of a GenBank genome assembly